CCCCUGCUGUACAUCGACAUGGUUGCGGACCGCGAUCCGAUCCUCGCUCUCACUCUCUAUCAAGCUGACUGUUCGCAGUGACAAGCCAGUCGAGCCUCGAGUCGCUCCUCGAGAGUGACCUGAGUCGCAAUGUCUCUGGCCAACGGUGCGCACCCGGCAGGAGCAGGACCAGGUCAAGAUGAUGCUCUGGUACAGCUUCUCCUCUCUUCUUCCUCCUCCUCCUCCUCAAGCACUUUCGAUCUCUUCCCUUCUUCCAAAUCUGUGGCGUACCUAACAAGCCUGACAACCCAACCGCUAGAGCAACUGCAACAGUCGCCCUCCGCAUUGCAUUCCACCCUCACAGCAUUGGAUCAACAACUGUCCAACCUGUGUUUGCAUCAAGUGCCCGCCUUCGUCACUCUACGCUCCGCAUCGGACUCGGUGCAGAGGUGCAGUCAGACGAUGCAUCGAUCCACGGAAGAUCUGUUAAAUGCAUCUCUGCCCCAAUUGGAAAGGAGAGCGUUGGAUUUCAAGAGUGCGACGGAAGGGGCAGUGCAGCAUAGAAGACGAGCCAGGAACAUUAGCAGAUCUUUCGAUCGUCGAUUGAGAAAUUUGCUCGAGGCUGCUCCAUUGGUGGAGAGCUGCAUCAAGGCUGGUUUGAACCAGGAAGCCAUCGCGCUGGUUGGCAAGGUGCAAGAGUUGGCCGAGGAGGAGACGUGGGGAAGAGGAAAUGUGUUGAGGACGUUGCAUGAGGAGAGCUACGAGAGGCUGUAUGCGCUGCACGAAUCAUUGAUGCACGCGCUCGCCAGUCCCAGUCUGAGACUGCCAGCUGCAAAGAGCACCCUCGCCUCCUUUCGACAUCUCGCGCAGCUCUCCCCGCCCAUCCCUGCGCAGCAUGCUCGCACAAAGCAUCAUCCUCACCAACUGAACUCAAACUCUUCUCAACGAAAUCUUCGAACGCCCCUUCAAUCUCUCGAUCUGCAUUUUCUACGUGCCAGAUCCGCAUCGCUGGAUCGCGCUCUACAGACUGCGAGCAGCACGCGCUCUUGGGUCUCCAUCUGGCGCGAACAGACGCUAGAGACUCUUUCCCUUCAAACGUCCCUCUUUCCUCUUCAAUCUCAGCUCACUUCCUCUUACCUCUCGCACCAACUGGUCAAGCUGGUGCAACAUCUCGAAACACUACCAGAUAGAGCCAAAAGAUCCGUCAAAACCAGUGCUGAUGCUGCUUCCGGCUCUGGUUCGGGUGCCGGUGAUGCGCUGCAAAAAUCAUCAGCCUCAAAGGAUAAACAAGACACCAAGGACUUUGUUGCUAGUCUGGCAGCGCUACAUACGCUCCUCGGCUUUGUGGAUGCAGGUCUUAGAAACUUUUCCGCUUCUCUUCCUCCUCGCGUAUCGGAGAUUCUGCAAAGCACAGCCACAUCUCUUUUCGAAGCUCAACUAUCAACACCCGAUCAAGUUCCGGACUCUGCAAAAUCACAAAUUUGGAUGCGAGAUCUCGAAGAGGUGUGCGCGCUAUCGAGCAUAGACAUGGCUAGCCUCUUUAGCGGACACAAGGAAGCAAAAGUGUCGAUCUUGUACGAACCUAUCAAACGUGCGCUGGAUACUUUGCGCAUCUUUGCGCCGAAGGAAUGUCGCGUCGCUCUUUCUGGAUGUCUGAGAAGACACCUGGAAAGGAGGUUGAAGGCGAGAUUGGAGCGCGUCGUCGAUUCUUCGAGCAGCUACGCGGUCGGACAGAUCUUCCCGCUCAAAUUGCAUGUCGAACAGGAGGGGAGAUUGGACGAGACGAUGCUGGAGUCGCAAGAAGCGCAGGUCGGUCCUGAAGAGCUUACGGGAGAGCAAGAGCGAGAGAGAAGGCUCAGAGGUACAAAGGUCCUUUUGAGCUCCAGAUUGAGCGCGGAUUUGAUCCUUGUUGAUUGGUCCAUCAGAGCGCUACACCAAGACAUCUUUGGCCAGUCAGCUUCUUCGUCGACCUUUCCACGAGCCGCUGCGGUGGGCGACGAUGCGUUGGAAGAGAUAAUAGCGAGGAUAGAGGAAUGGAUAAUAAAGACGCGCGAGGAAUGGACGGAGGGAGAGCAAGGCUUGAGAGGAAGAGUGAGGGAGGAGAGAGGACGUAGAAUGAGGGAAGAGGAGAGAGUGCGCAAAGAGGAAGAGGAGAGGCUAAGACGGGAGACGGAGGAGGAGAGGGCGCGCAAGGAGAUGGAAGAGGAGCGCAGACGGAAAGUCGAAGAGAAGAGGCGCGAGGAGGCGGAAGAGAGAGCAAGGAGGGAGGAGGAAGAGAAAGCUGGACGCGAGCAAGAGGAGAAGCGCAGACGAGAGGAGGAGGAAAGGAUCAGAAGGGAGCAGGCAGAAAAGGCGCGAGAGGAAGAGAGAUCACGCCGUGAAGAGGAAGAAAGGAUCAAAAGAGAGGAGGAGGAAGAGAAGGAGCGAAAACAAGCGGAGCAGAGAGUACAGCUCGAAGAGGAGGAGAGGAUCAAAAGAGCAGAGAAGGAAGAGAAGGCAAGAAAAGAAGAAGAAGAGAAGAGGCUGCGAGAAACAGAAGAGAAGAUGAAGAAGGAGCAAGAAGAGGAGGCCGAGCGAGAGCGCGCACGUGUGCAGGCCGAAGCGCAAGAAGACCGAAGAUUAAAGUCUGGAAAGGCGCUCAGAGAAGAGGAGGAAGGGGAACGUGCUGCGGAAGAAGCCAGACGGGAGCAAGGCGGGGAAGAUGCCAAGGGAGCGAGGGAAGUAGGGGCAGAACCUGCUGGCGCGCAGACACGGGCCAAGGACGAGCGUGGAGCACCUGAACAGGCAGGCAAAGCGGUUCAGGAAUUGCAAAAAGGCUCGAAUUUGCCAGAGGAUGGUUCGAUCGAGACGUCGCCUUUGUCGAGCAUCGCAUCGAUUGUACAGGACAGCGCGAAGGAGGAUAGCGCCAAGGCUUCUGCAGAGCUUCGACUCGACAAGACGGAUUCUUUCCCGGAUAGUAUCGAUGCUACGCAAGAAGGUGCUGCAUCGGAGCCCAAGCCCGACUUGGCAAAUGCAGAGAUCUCAGCAGCGGCGCGUGCCGAGCCCCAAGCGGAAGGAGUCGAAGAAGAGCUGAAAAUUCGAGAAAGCAAAGUAGACUCUGUUCAGACGAACCUUGCUGAAGAAAUGACUGCCAGCUCCGAUCCCGAUCCCGCUUCCACUUCCACCUCUACCCCGUCUGCGUCCGAGCACGUGUCCGUCCAGCCACAAGCUACAUCCAGCAUGAGCAUAUCGCCCAGCACCAGCGCAAAUGCAAACGCAAAUGCGACUGCGAGUGCGUCCUCACGAAGACCUACCCUGGCAGAGAAGCUCAAGAUGAGGCAGGAGGAGAGGGAGAGAAAAAAGGGGGCAAGCUAAAAGAGGCUUCCUUCUUCGAAUUGAGCUUCGCUCGACCCUCAUCCGCUCGAGAUUUUCGCAUCCAUUGAUGCGUCGAAUCCUUCUUGUCGGCUCCUUAGACCGUGCGCUCCACGACGCUGCCCUUUCCCAACUUCAUGCGGCUCCUCCCUGCACUUGUACACAAUAUCACAGACCUGUUUUUUUUUUUUCGCAAUCAGAAAG
Molecule: messenger RNA, 3534 nt
Organism: Ceraceosorus guamensis
Lineage: Eukaryota; Fungi; Basidiomycota; Exobasidiomycetes; Ceraceosorales; Ceraceosoraceae
Exons: 1
Coding region: 130-3333 (1067 amino acids)
Cellular component (GO): COG complex
Source: RefSeq, a predicted model, not a curated record